AUACAGGUUGUAGUUCGAAGGUCUAAUUUUUUUUUUUCUUUUCUUCUUCUUCCUUUUGAAACUGCUUACUGUGUUGGUUCCCCUCACAUCUGACAUCGUCGCCAAGAAAUCAAACGAAAUCAUCAUUCUCUGCCUGCAAUUCGGUUUCAUCCAUCCCCCUUUCUAAGUGCUUUUCACAAACUCUGAUCGAAAUUUAAAGGUGAAAAGAAAAUCAGAGAGAGCAGAAGAUGAGCGUGAUCGACAUUUUGACAAGAGUAGACUCGAUCUGCAAGAAGUACGACAAAUACGACGUUGAAAGGCAGAAGGAUCUCAAUUUCUCCGGCGACGAUGCCUUCGCUCGCCUCUACGCUGUCGUUGAUGCCGACAUCGAGGCUGCUAUUCAGAAAGCGGAGUCUGCUUCGAAGGAGAAGAAUAAGGCAUCGGCGGUUGCGAUGAAUGCGGAGAUUCGUCGAACCAAGGCGAGAUUGCUAGAGGAGGUCCCCAAGUUGCAGAGAUUGGCUAUAAAAAAGGUGAAAGGGCUUUCGGGCGAAGAGCUUGCUGCCCGGAACGAUUUGGUGCUUGCAUUGCCGGAUAGGAUUCAAGCUAUACCUGAUGGGACUGCGCCUGCACCCAAACAAACUGGAGGUUGGACCACCUCGGCUUCUCGUGCUGAGAUCAAAUUUGAUUCAGAUGGGCGGUUUGAUGAUGAAUAUUUUCAACAAACUGAGGAGUCGAGUCAAUUCAGGCAGGAGUAUGAAAUGCGCAGAAUGAAGCAGGAUCAAGGAUUGGAUGUGAUAGCAGAAGGUUUGGAUACACUGAAAAACAUGGCUCAUGAUAUGAAUGAGGAAAUAGAUAGGCAAGUUCCUUUGAUGGAUGAGAUUGACACUAAGGUCGACAAGGCAGCAGCUGACCUUAAGAAUACUAAUGUUAGACUUAAACACACAGUGAAUCAGCUGAGGUCUAGUCGAAAUUUCUGUAUUGAUAUUAUUUUGUUGUGUAUAAUUCUUGGAAUUGCUGCCUAUCUAUACAAUGUCCUGAAGAAGUGAGAUGAACUUAAGGGCCAUUUGACCUAUCCGCUUGUUGUGGUUUUUCUGGUAUUCUCUUGCAUAUGAAGGGAGUUGAUCUUGUGCUUCAUUUAUUAUUUUGAUUGUUUGUUACGAAUCCUUGCUUUCUCUCAUGUAUUAUGAAUCCUUGGCUUCUCUUAUGUUUUGUGAACCUUUGCUCACACUUUGGAGUAUAUGUGUCUUUGAUAAACAACUAUGAUUACAUUGAUCA
Alnus glutinosa is the source of this 1254-nucleotide messenger RNA. Its product is annotated as syntaxin-71-like. The transcript is spliced from 9 exons. Gene Ontology annotation, cellular component: endomembrane system; SNARE complex; membrane. The record is from RefSeq and is a predicted model, not a curated record. Gene Ontology annotation, molecular function: SNAP receptor activity; SNARE binding. Bases 228 to 1025 code for a protein of 265 amino acids. Lineage: Eukaryota; Viridiplantae; Streptophyta; Magnoliopsida; Fagales; Betulaceae. Gene Ontology annotation, biological process: vesicle fusion; intracellular protein transport.